AUGGCUGCCAGUGUUGCUAAGAAGCGGAAGUACAAUGAUGAAUACAUAAACUACGGAUUUACAUCAAUCCUCGCUGAUGGCAUCGAAAAACCUCAGUGUGUGUUGUGUUUCAAAGUGCUGGGGAACGAUUCCAUGAGGCCUAGUAAGCUGAACCAUCAUCUGACGAUAAUCCACACCCAGUAUGCGGAGAGAGAUCCCGAUUUCUUCAAGCGCCAUGAACGGAGUUUGGGAAAACAGAGAGUGGAUGAGAGUGGUGCCUUCCAACAACAGAACUUAAGUGUAGUUGAGGCAUCAUAUGUGGUUUCCAUUGAAAUAGCAAAGAAGAAGAAGAUGGCCUACACGAUUGGUGAAACUUUAAUUCAGCCGUGUGCUUUUAAGAUGGUCAGGCGGGUUCUUGGAGAGGCAAGUGAAUGCAAGAUUCAGCAGAUUUCCUUUUCAGACGACACGGUGAAACAGAGAAUUAGUGAAAUGUCACAUUAUAUCAUGGAACAAGUGAUACAGGAGAUUAAAUCGUCUCCAACUGGUAUGUUUGCAAUACAGUUGAAUGAGUCAACGGAUGUGAGUUCUUGUGCACAGUAA
This is a messenger RNA of Homarus americanus (American lobster), 579 nucleotides long. RefSeq names its product protein ZBED8-like. The transcript has a single exon. The coding region runs from base 1 to 579 and encodes 192 amino acids. NCBI's taxonomy places the organism in Eukaryota, Metazoa, Arthropoda, Malacostraca, Decapoda, Nephropidae. The record is from RefSeq and is a predicted model, not a curated record.